Kluyveromyces lactis is the source of this 2466-nucleotide messenger RNA. RefSeq lists its product as uncharacterized. Gene Ontology annotation, cellular component: nucleus. Gene Ontology annotation, biological process: chromatin remodeling. Bases 1 to 2466 code for a protein of 821 amino acids. The record is from RefSeq and is a predicted model, not a curated record. The transcript has a single exon. Gene Ontology annotation, molecular function: histone H3K36 demethylase activity; histone H3K9 demethylase activity. Lineage: Eukaryota; Fungi; Ascomycota; Saccharomycetes; Saccharomycetales; Saccharomycetaceae.
AUGUCAUAUGAACCGGAUCAUUAUGAAGGUUCUGUACCUGUUUUCAAACCGGAUUAUGAGACGUUUCGAGAUUUUUACAAGUUUAUGUGUGAAGUCAAUAAAUAUGGGAUGAAGUCAGGUAUUAUUAAGAUUGUACCCCCGGAGCAGUGGGUAGAUAAGGUUGCGUUCCCACCGUCUGCAGAGACCUUGCAGAAAAUUAAGAUCAAGACUCCUAUUCAGCAGCAUAUCAGUGGAUCUAAAGGUGUUUUCGUUGUACAAAACGUGGAAAAACCUAAAUCUUACAACGUAAUACAGUGGAAGCAUCUUUCGCACGAUUAUAAGCUACCUGAGGGUAGACACUCAGCUAAGAAUGAGGAUUCUUCUGGGAUAGAGCCGCACCAGCAGAGUAACAAAGUAAGGUCAAAAUGUCUUGAUUCGUUUACGUUGGACGAUUUCGAAAAAUUUAGAGAAAAUUUUAACUGUGAUCAUUUGGAACAGUUUGACGACGAACAACGUGUUGAGUUUUUGGAGAGCUACUAUUGGAAGACUCUUAAUUUCACGGAGCCCAUGUACGGUGCUGAUAGUCUCGGAUCUUUGUUUGAAGAUUCGGUGAAAGAAUGGAAUAUUUCGUCAUUGCCCAGUAUAUUGGAAUAUCUUGAUGAAAAAGUUCCUGGUGUAAACGAAUCUUACCUUUAUGCUGGUUUGUGGAAAGCAUCAUUUGCAUGGCAUUUAGAAGAUCAAGAUCUUUACUCCAUUAACUAUAUACAUUUUGGGGCUCCAAAACAAUGGUAUUCGAUUCCCCAAGAGGAUUCAGAAAAAUUCUAUAAUUUCAUGAAGGAACAGUUCCCUGAAGAAUCGAAGAAUUGUUCGGAGUUUUUAAGGCAUAAGAUGUUUUUGGUAAGUCCGAAAUUGCUUCAAAGUAACGGUAUUAGAUGUAACCAUAUCGUUCAUCGUCAGCAAGAAUUUAUUGUUACCUACCCAUUCGGAUAUCACGCUGGGUUCAACUAUGGUUAUAACUUGGCAGAAUCAGUUAACUUCGCAUUGCCAUCGUGGUUGGACAUUGGUGCUAAGGCUAAGAAAUGUCUGUGUAUCGACGAUGCAGUCGGUAUCAAUGUGCAAAAACUAAGAUCAAAUUAUAUGCAUUCGCCAAACGGAGGGGCACAAAAGGAAACUGGGAAAGAGGUUCAAAACGAUAAGUCGAUAUCAUCAUCAAAAACGUUAGAAGAAGUUUUAGAAGAACGUCCGCCUCUAAAAAAAUUUAAGAUGGGUGAUUCUGAUAGGUCAUUCGAUUCGGUAAAAUCAACUCCAGAGUUUUUAUUAAAGACGAAUUCAGAUUUAUUAGACGAAAAGGCAAACCUGGAUAAUCUUAACAAUAAUAAUAAUAGCUCGAUAAGAUCUACUACACCAAACAGUCAAAAGACUGGACUUUAUGGUUUUGGAAUUAAAAAGGAAGGUGCUUUUAACAGUAAUACUUCUAUAUCAAGAGUAUCAUCCCCACUGCUGUCAAGGAUGAUGGAUUUGUCUCACAUCGUAGAGCCAACGUUAGAGGAUCCAACGUUGAAGUUCAAAAAGAAACAAUCACAGUUCAUGCCCUUAUCUAUGGCUCAACAGCAGGCUAUUUUCCCACCUCCAGCACAAAAUCCUCUACCAGCACCUUCAGGUCAAAUGUCCCCUUCAGAAAAUGCCUUUUUCUCGCCAUCACACGAUCAUGAAGACAACAUGAUUGCUCUAUCACUUGCAUUAAUGGCUAAUUCUUCUCCAGCAUUCAAUCAGCUUCCUCCCCUUAAUAUUUCAAAUCCAAGACCGUAUUCCCCAAUAUUACAAGAUUCAAUUCUUUCACCAAGGCCUUCAUAUAACUCUAAUGUUUUAUCUUAUGGACAAGCUGGUAAUACAAAAUCUCCUUUAGGGGGUUUUAGUUCAAGCACGCAGCUUCCUUUCAUCAAAAGAAUACAAUCACCUAACAGAGUGACUCUCAAUAUAUCAAGGGAAUCAUCUCGAUCUCCAGUAUCUCUGAGUGGUAUGUACGGGAAUCCUAACGCAAUGAUGGUACCGAUCCCACAUCCUUAUCAAUCUAGUCAAACCAGUACGUUGAACCAGGUUUCUACUGCAGAAAGAUCUCCGGCUGUAACACCACCAACUUCACCAAGUAAAAACAAGCCAGCAAGGAAGAAAGCACCAAAACAACCAAAAGCAAAAAUUGAUCCUGAAUCUCCAACGUCUGCAUUAGCACAAUCAAAAAUAAACGAUGAAGAAAUAAUGUUUCUGGACGAUGGUUCAAAGGUUUAUGUUUGUCAAGAGUGUGCAAGACAGUUUUCCUCUGGUCAUCAUUUGACAAGACAUAAAAAAUCGGUCCAUUCAGGUGAGAAGCCUCAUUCUUGUCCAAAGUGUGGUAAAAAGUUCAAGAGAAGAGAUCAUGUCCUACAGCACUUGAAUAAAAAGAUUCCAUGUGUUCCAGAUCAAGACACUGCCCCUAAGGUUGGUAGUUAA